This is a messenger RNA of Cucurbita pepo subsp. pepo (vegetable marrow), 4800 nucleotides long. NCBI's taxonomy places the organism in Eukaryota, Viridiplantae, Streptophyta, Magnoliopsida, Cucurbitales, Cucurbitaceae. The record is from RefSeq and is a predicted model, not a curated record.
CUCUCUGUGCAUAUUCGAACCUGAAGAAACCCAUGCAAGAUCCCAAGAAGUAAAGUACAAAAAUCCUCAAAAUAAAAUUUGUUUUUCUUGGCUAUUUUCCUCAGGAAAAUUCGCUCGAGAUUGUGUGGGGUUUUACUCCCAUGUGGAUGAACAAUGGCAAGAACAACUUUCCCGGCAGGGGAUUUUCAACCCCUCCUCCGUCGUGGAGAUCGAGGCCGUUCCGAUCACCGAAAACGGCGCCGUUCUUAGAUAGGAAAAGAUCGUCUCCGAAUUCCGCGAACAAAUCUGAUCUGUUUCAUGUCAUUCACAAAAUUCCUGCCGGGGACUCUCCUUAUGUUAAGGCCAAACAAGUUCAGUUGAUAGACAAAGAUCCGAGUAGGGCUGUGUCUUUGUUUUGGGCUGCAAUAAAUGCUGGGGAUCGUGUGGACAGUGCUCUAAAAGACAUGGCUGUAGUAAUGAAGCAGCUCGACCGCUCCGAUGAAGCGAUCGAAGCGAUACGAUCGUUUCGCCAUCUCUGCUCUUAUGAUUCUCAGGAGUCCAUUGACAAUGUCUUGAUUGAGUUAUACAAGCGAUCUGGAAGAAUCGAAGAAGAGAUCGAUAUGCUUCGAUGCAAACUGAAACAGAUCGAAGAUGGCACGGUUUUCGGAGGGAAGAAGACGAAGGCUGCGAGAUCCCAAGGGAAGAAAGUGCAAAUUACUGUUGAACAAGAGAAAUCAAGAGUUCUUGGAAACUUGGCUUGGGCUUUCUUGCAGCAGGACAACGUCGACGUCGCUGAAGAGUAUUACCGGAAAGCUUUGUGUCUCGAGACUGAUAAUAACAAACAAUGCAAUCUUGCUAUCUGUCUGAUCCUUAUGAAUCGGCUACCGGAAGCGAAGUCGAUGCUUCAGUCGAUACGAGCUUCUUCUGGUGGCACGGCCAUGGAAGAGUCGUAUGCCAAAUCGUUUGAACGCGCAUCUCAUAUGUUAGCUGAAAAAGAAUCGAAGUUGUUCAAUUCAUCAGAGCUGGAAGAAGGUAAUAGCACAACUGUUAGAGCUGGGACUUGUGUUCCUCAGCUCACUUCAUCCAUGAGGUGGACUCGAGAUGACGAAGAGAUGUACGUAAAUGAAAAUAGUCGGGACGAUCAUCACUGGAACCGACAUGAGAACGAGUCAUUUGGAUGGAGUGAAGAUUGUUUUAGUGAAAAUCUAGGAAAAAGUAGCUCCUGCAUUUCCAUCAAAAUGAAGGAAAAUCGAAACCGAAACCGAGACCGAGACCAAGAUGGUUUAUUGAGAUUAGUAGAUGAGGGUGUGAAUUGCUGCUCAUUGUAUUCAUCUCCGACUCGAGCGAAACGACACGUUGAAGUUCCAUUCACUCAAGCGAAGAAUUCCUUAUGGGAAUUCAAUAAUCGAUGUCAACCGAACGAAACGAUGCAGCGAAAAAGAACCAGUUCGAGUAAUAGGAAAGUUUUGUUUGAUCCAGAUCAAAGUUUUGACAAUGGUUUUGCUGUAGAUGCUUCUUCUGAAUCUGAACGAAGCGGACCAACCUCGAAUUACAUGUCGAAGAUGUCUGCAGCUUCUGAUGCAGUUGAACUGGAGGUUCCGUUCACGCAACCGAGGAGUUGUUCGUGGGGAAUAAACGGAGGAGAUCGUCAGCAAAAGACGUCGGAAUGCUUCAGAAGUUUGCUCAGCAGUAGUUCUAGUAGAAAACUUUCAUUUGAGCCUCACACAAGCACUGAAAAUACUCAAGCAUUGACAUGUUCAAGCUUUGGAAGAUCUGAACUUUCAAGAGCAGUGAGUGAUGAAGACGUCGAGUACGAAGAACGUGCAAUGCCAUACGACUCGAUGAAGAUACAGAAAGAACACAAACACAAUUCAUCAGCAGUUGGUGGGAAGAAGAGUUGGGCAGAUAUGGUCGAAGAAGAGGAAGAAGAGGACGACGGUGACAACGAGAAGGAAGACGAUACAGAAGAAACGUCCUCAAGCGAACGAGCUCGAGUCAACUGCUUCAACGAUCGGGGGAGCAGCAGUGACAAUGAGGAGUUGAAGUUCAAUGAUGAAAAUCUAAAUUCCAACAUACUCCACCAGAAGAACCACAGUCCUCCAAGCAGCAAUCAUGUUGAAGAUGGAGCUAAGGACUCGGUCGACGUCGUUUCGUCGAGAAACUCAGCAGUACGACGGCCUUUGUGCUUCGACCAACAGCCGACGCUAGACUCGGCUGAUAACCGACGCUCGUCCCCGCUGCCAAAGAAAGAUUCGACAACUGAGGAUGAAGAGAAUGUGAAGUUGAUAAGGAGAAACAGAUUGCAGAUCUUCCAAGAGAUUACAGUGCAUCAAGAGCUAAGCUUUAUUGUCUCUUUCUUCUCUCACCGGCACCGGCAGCUCCACUGUAUUAUUUUGGGGCACAGAAUCUUUUUCGAUUGUCGUCGGCUCCGCUGCCUCCGGCCGGUGCUCGCCGCCACGCCCUCCGAUAAAGUCCAUCUCCAGUGGACGCGGAAGUUUCGCAUUUUGAGUGUUCCGAAGGCUGCUUCUUUUCGUACUUCUUAUUCUACCGGAGGAAUUUUGGGCAAAGGCAUAGAGUGUUCAAUGAAGUCUUACAAGUUAUCUGAACUUAAUCAGGAUGCUGUCACUAGUCUAAAGGCCCGUCCUCGCAUUGAUUUUUCUUCAAUAUUUGGUGUGGUCCAGCCCAUUGUUGAUGAUGUUCGAAAAAGAGGUGAUGUUGCAGUUAGAGACUAUACUUCAAAGUUUGACAAAGUUGAACUCAACGAGAUUGUUGUUAGUGUCUCUGACCUGCCAGAGCCAGAGCUUGAUGCAGCUGUCAAAGAAGCAUUUGAUAUAGCUUAUGACAACAUAUAUGCAUUUCAUGCUGCCCAGAUAUCGGCUGAGAAAAAUGUUGAAAAUAUGCCUGGGGUUAAAUGCAAACGUGUGGCAAGAAGCAUUGCUUCUGUUGGUCUCUAUGUUCCUGGGGGAACUGCUGUUCUACCUUCAACGGCUUUGAUGCUCUCUAUUCCUGCCCAGAUUGCUCGUUGUGGUACUGUUGUUCUUGCAACACCUCCCAGUCAGGAUGGCAGCAUAUGCAAGGAGGUGCUCUAUUGUGCGAAGAAGGCUGGUGUGACUCACAUUCUUAAAGCAGGGGGAGCUCAGGCUAUCUCUGCUAUGGCUUGGGGGACAGAAUCUUGCCCUAAGGUGGAGAAAAUUUUUGGCCCUGGUAAUCAAUAUGUAACAGCUGCCAAAAUGAUUCUUCAAAAUAGUGAAGCAAUGAUCUCAAUUGACAUGCCUGCGGGCCCUUCAGAAGUUCUGGUUAUUGCUGAUAGAUAUGCCAGCCCAGUUCAUAUAGCAGCAGAUCUGCUUUCCCAGGCGGAGCAUGGCCCUGACAGUCAGGUCGUUCUUGUAAUUGCUGGUGAUGGUGUGGAUCUUAAAGCUAUUGAAGAAGAACUCAGUAAACAAUGUAAAAGUCUUCCAAGGGGAGAGUUUGCUUCAAAAGCCCUGAGCCAUAGUUUUACUGUGUUUGCUCGUGAUAUGGUUGAGGCGGUCUCUUUUUCAAACUUAUAUGCACCUGAGCAUUUAAUAAUUAAUGUCAAGGAUGCAGAAAAGUGGGAGAGUUUCAUCCAGAAUGCAGGUUCGGUCUUCUUAGGGCCAUGGACCCCAGAAAGCGUAGGAGAUUAUGCAAGUGGGACAAAUCAUGUUCUUCCAACCUAUGGUUAUGCACGGAUGUAUGGUGGAGUUUCACUUGACUCGUUUUUAAAAUACAUGACUGUACAGUCUUUGACAGAGGAAGGUUUGAGAAAACUUGGUCCGUACGUCGAAAAAAUGGCUGAAGUUGAGGGAUUGGAUGCCCAUAAAAGAGCUGUAACUCUUAGAUUGAAGGAUAUUGAAGCCAGGCAGAUCUCAACUUCAAGCAAUAGCAACCGCAUUCGUAGGACCUGGAUUUCUCUGGUAGUGAACAAGACCAAUAGGGAACACAAACACAUCGCCCUUCUGCAACACUUUCCCUAUAUGUCGAUUUUCAGGAUACGAUGUGAUGAAUCCUACUUCUAGGCUGCCUUCCAAGACAAUCAAUAUCUCAGAAGCUCGAGGGUGCGUGUGCAGAGGGUUGAUGCCUCGUGGUGCAUAGUCUAUUCUAAUGAUGGAGAUGCCGAGAGUGUUGAGUCCAGGCAUUUCUGAUGGAGUAACUGGAGUCACAUGACACCCCAGGGCAUUUGAUGUGUUAGCUGCAAGGUGAAGCCCGCCAAAGGAAAAGUCAUCGGCAACAACAUGCUUUGGGUCCUUGCAGGUUAGUCCAUUUAGUAACACUGCAAUCAAUUUCUAACAGCAUGAGAUGCUUUAGUGAUAAGUCCUAGUAGAAUCAUGGAAAAGGGUAGCAUCUAAGAAACUUUAUAUUUUCUGAAAAAGAUGACAGAUAACUUAGAAAGAAAGCAAAUCAUGAUUAUCCUACACAAAUGUGUUAAAGAUGCAAGCAUGAAGGAAAGAAAGACUAGUUAUUAAAAGAAAGAGCACAAAUGAAAUGUAUUAGCAUAAAUGAAUAUGAUUACUCCCUUACAUUGGUUGGUUAUACCGUAGAAAUAGGCAACAAAAUUGUAGCUAAGCUAGAGAUUGCUGAAGAUUUAGAAAAUAAUAUGAGCAUCUUCUCAUUAGCAACUAAGAUAAAUUGUUAAAACUGCUAAGCAUAGGACCCAAAACAAGCUGGGGAGAUCAAACAAUACCUGUACUUCCAGUAUCUGCUACACAGAAAUCUUGAAUAGGGCUCUGGUCAGCUGCCAAAGCAAUAAAGAAGGGUAGUGCUAGAAAUGAAAUAGCUAAUAUACAGGCAUUAUAGGCCAUUAGA